AUCGAUUAGAAACGGUUGUCGUCCGGAAAUUUGGCUCAGGUAAAAUCAGCGCAUAUUUUCCCAGACAAAAUGGCGAUUUAGGGUGGUCGUGUUUAAACGGCAUUUUCUCAAAGUUAAAAAAGCAUUUGACCUAAAAAAAUAUCUGGUGCAUUUUUCGAUAUAAUAAGGUAUAUCUGGGCAAAAUUUGAGCAAAAUCGAUUUCUCAGUCGUGGCCGCCUUAUGUUUGAUUUUUGUCGACAUCCUCUCUUAAUUCUUUUUCUCUAUCCAAUCUAUAGUUGGGAAUCACAAAUUAUUGAGCCGUACACUCCGUUUUAAAAAAUGUGUUGAUUUGUUUUUAAUUUUAAAGGCAGCACUUAAGAAGGAGGACAUCAACAUUCUUAUCCUUGGCGAGACUGGUGUAGGCAAGUCUACUUGGAUUAAUGGCAUUGCCAAUUAUGCGAAGCAUGGCUCCCUCCAAGAUGCCAUAGAUGCUCCGGAAUUCACCGUUUUGAUUCCAUCCAGGUACAAACAGUUUUCGAAUCUUCCAUGUUUUUGACAUGUACAUAACGAAUGCUAAGUGCCAGGAAGGGAAUCGUGAUUUUUUUCAUCUUCCACAAGUCUAGUUUUAAAACACACCCGAUAUAUUAAUUUUAAAAAACCCAACUAAAAUCUGUGAAAAAAGAGGAAUGCUUUUUAACACCUCUUUGUGUCACUUUCCAAAUGCAGGAACUAAGAUCUUAAUUGAAAAAAAAGCUAAUUAAAACUUAACAAUUGUUGUUGUAUUUAAUAUGAAAUUAUUUACACAAGCUUUACUGACGUCCAUAGAUAAUGAAAGUGUCAAGAAUACCAGAGAAUCAGACAGAUUUUGCAAAUUUUAAAAAUGUUAGGGAACCCACAUACACAUAAACGAAUACACAUAGACAUUUUCAGACGUUCUGGUAGGGCAAUUUUGUUGCAUCAUCAUAAAAAGUUGUUAUUAAAUAUAGCAGUUUAAUGAGAUAAUGGUAACAUUUUGAAACUUUCUUUAUCUUAGAUUUGUUUUUACAAAUGAAGAUGGUGAGGGGAUUGACAUUGCAUUUGGAACUGAUUCAAAUGAAGUUCUAAAUGGUGGCCAAUCUGCUACCCAGUUCCCUCAAGAGUACAUGAUUGAAACCAACACAACAAGGUUCCACCUUAUUGACACUCCAGGAAUUGGGGACUGCAGGGGUAUUGAAAAAGACAAAGAAAAUUUUGAAAACAUCUUGGCCUUUCUUACCUGUUAUGACAAGAUUAACGCUGUUGUUGUCCUUCUCAAACCAAACAACGCUAGAUUGACUGUGGCUUUCAAGUUUUGUGUGUUAGAGUUGUUAACACACCUCCACAAAUCUCUGGUGUCCAACACCAUCAUUGCCUUUACGAAUUUCCGCGGAACCUUCUAUAGACCAGGCGACAGCCUCCCAGUUCUUAAAAACCUGCUCCAGAGUCAUAGUAUUGAAAUCGAUGUAUCUCUAUCAAAUUAUUUUUGCUUUGACAACGAAGUUUUUAGGUAUUAAGAUUAAUAAUAUAUCUCAAACUCAUUAACAAUUCAUGAGUAAAUUAUCCAAACAUAUUGCUUUAUUUUGCUCACAUGAUAAUAUUAUAUACCAGAUGAAGUCCAUUGAUUCAGUCCUAGGACUGAAUCGAAAUUAAUUCAGUCCUUGGACUGGAUCAAAAUGAAUUAAUUAGUGAUUUAUUCGUAGGAGAUGUCAUUUCAAAUCCUCCAAUUCGGACUGGACUAGAUUUCAAGUCCUGGCAUUUUGAUCCAGUCCUCGGCUUUCCCUCUGACGUGAUCAAAUUGCGCCGACUGGAUAUCUAAUGCAGUCCUCACAGUCGUAUUUGAAAUAUUUCGUAGAACAGGGGAUAGCGUCUCGUGUUCCUUGCACCCUCCAUCAAGCCAUUGUGUUAAAUGUCAUUUUUAUGUUAAAUUUAAAUUUAUUUGCGGAUUCUGGUGAUAAUUAUUAUUUCUUGGGUUGGAGAUGAAAAGUAUUUAUGUACCUAAAAAAGCUGGAGGACGUUGAGUGCACCAAAUUUGGCAAGAAGUCUAAUAAUCCAUACGUUGAUGCUGAUGUUUUUGUUUUAUUAUCUCAUUUACAGGUUCCUUGCUUGCCAUAAAAGUGGAACCAAGUUCACGUUUGAAGAAAUUGACCUCUACUCAAAGAGUUGGAUUAAGUCGUGUGAUAUAACUUGCCAAAUGUUUGACCUCAUUAAGAAAAAAAAGCCCCAUUAG
Paramuricea clavata is the source of this 2224-nucleotide messenger RNA. The record is from the annotation of a GenBank genome assembly. Lineage: Eukaryota; Metazoa; Cnidaria; Anthozoa; Malacalcyonacea; Plexauridae.